Messenger RNA from Photinus pyralis (common eastern firefly), 2055 nucleotides. RefSeq names its product facilitated trehalose transporter Tret1-2 homolog. Bases 448 to 1884 code for a protein of 478 amino acids. The record is from RefSeq and is a predicted model, not a curated record. NCBI's taxonomy places the organism in Eukaryota, Metazoa, Arthropoda, Insecta, Coleoptera, Lampyridae. The transcript is spliced from 4 exons. Gene Ontology annotation, molecular function: transmembrane transporter activity. Gene Ontology annotation, cellular component: membrane. Gene Ontology annotation, biological process: transmembrane transport.
UGACGAGCACAUAGCAUUGCAAAGCGUUCAUUACAUCAAUAUUCAAUAAUGAUGUGGUUGGUUAACAUUCAAUGAAUUUGUCAGAAAUCCAUAAAACGCAACAAUUAAGAUGUGUCACUGCACUUGUUUAUUAUGAUCUCAUUCUUAAUUUCAAUGAAAUGGUCGUGACUGAAGUAUCGAAAGUGCCCUCUGGGAAUGCCGUUCAAAUUAUGGCUACAGUAAUGGGCGUGAAAUAAAGAUAAUGUACUGCGAUAUAUACAAUGAAAAACGUAAAUAAUCGUGGCAUUUGCAAGACUCAUGUGAUGGCAACGUUAUCAGAAGAAGAAUAAUAUUGAGGUCAAUGGCGAUAGUAGCUGAUAAUUAUUAGCGCAUCACAAUAUCAUCACAUCAUGGUAUCGGUUGGCGUGUGAAGCUGAAGUUCACAUUUCUUUGUAUAUUAGUGAUAAAAUGGUUGUAGUCGAUAUAUCUAAGGUAUUCCCCGGAAGAAUUCCACAAAUUCUUGCUACAGUGACGGGAACUUUAACGGCGCUAUCCGAUGGAAUGCAAUACGGAUGGUCAGCGCCAAUUAUACCUCUUCUACAACAACCCUCAUCGCCCGUAAAAAUCACAAAUUCGGAUAUAGUAUGGAUAGAAAACACGUUUAUGUUGGGUGGUUUGGCCGGAAUACCACUAACAAUUUACUUAUUGGACAAGUUGGGUCGGAAAAACUCAAUGCUAAUCGCGGCCGUGGAAAACCUGAUCGCGUGGUUGCUGCUGAUAUUCGCCUCGUCAAGUGAAGUUAUCUUGGUGGCCCGCUUCCUCACGGGGUUCGCGGGCGAUUGUAACUUUGUCGCCACCCCCAUGUAUAUCGCGGAGAUAGCCGACAAGAAAAUACGCGGAAGACUAGGCGCACUGAUAUUUAUAAUGAUGCUGAUGGGCAUUUUACUUAUUUACUCCAUUGGACCAUUCAUUUCCAUCGCGGCUUCGUCGAGUGUUGGUGCGGCGGUGAUAAUCACGCAAUUGUUAACUUUUUCGUUUAUGCCCGAAAGCCCCUAUUACCUUUUGGUGAAAAACAGAAAGGAAGAAGCUAGGCAAGCGCUGCGGAUCCUGCGCGGUACUGAAGAUGUUGACCAGGAACUGGAAGAGAUUGCGCAAGCAGUGGAGGAGGAAAACAGGGCACGUGGGAGACCGCUUGAACUGUUUACCGUGAAAAGUAACCGAAAAGCGAUAAUAAUAAUGUCUGUACUUAACUUUGCGCAACAUUUUAGUGGCGUUAGUGUUAUACUAAUGAACCUCCACAUGAUUCUGGAGGAUGCUGCUACGAACAUUCCACCAAGCAUAAUCGCCAUUAUAUUUUCCGUUUUAAUGUUAUUCGCCAGUGGUCUUUCUGCCCUUCUUAUCGAUAGUCUCGGGCGGAAGAUAUUGUUGUACACGUCAUGUUUCUUAACUGCCGUUACAUUGUUAUUGUUAGCGACUUAUUUCGCGUGCAAGAAUAACGACGUGAACAUGGAGGCGUAUAGCUGGGUGCCGGCGGUUGCGGUAAUAUCCUACGCAAUAACAUUCAAGUGUGGUUUAGGACUGAUACCAAUCGUUUUGACCGCCGAACUGUUCCCAACAAAUGUUAAGGCGUUAGGAUGCACAGUAUCCGACGCCAUGUAUAUAAUUGGAAGCGUUUCGUCCAUUUAUGCGUUCCACUUUUUACAUAUGAAUUACGGGAUGCACGUUCCGUUUUUCCUUUUCGGUUGUGCGUGUUUACUAACUGGAAUUUUUUCUCUGCUUAUCAUUCCAGAAACUAAAGGCAAGACAUUGGACGAAAUUCAAAAGUUGCUGAAAGGGGAAGAGUCUGCUGUAAAUGGUGCUUGUGUCAGCGAUGCGGAUAGCGAAACAAUUCCUCUACUGAGUUGACGAGGUUGAGUCAUUUCGUGACGAUUUACGAUAAUGUUCCGUAUACUUACCAAAGAAUAUACACAACAAUUCACACUUAUGUUAAUAGCUUCUAUUGCAGUAUUGUGAAUUUAGUUUAAUCAGAGUUUUAAAUAAAAUAACUAUUGUAACUAGUCGUACAGUAGACGAGCA